Glycine soja is the source of this 1288-nucleotide messenger RNA. RefSeq names its product riboflavin synthase-like. The transcript has a single exon. Lineage: Eukaryota; Viridiplantae; Streptophyta; Magnoliopsida; Fabales; Fabaceae. The record is from RefSeq and is a predicted model, not a curated record. Gene Ontology annotation, biological process: riboflavin biosynthetic process. Gene Ontology annotation, molecular function: riboflavin synthase activity. The coding region runs from base 174 to 992 and encodes 272 amino acids.
AAUACACAAUAAUAUUGUAACCUAAGGUGUCUCUUUUGUCCCAAAGGUCAAUCGCAGACUAGGUGUUACCAAACACAGACACAACACAACACAGUGCUCUGUUGCUACUUCUACUUGCCGGCGGCACCUACUUCACCGAGAAGAGUGUUCCAACACAACACAACAUUGCCAAAAUGACAAUUUCACCCUCUCUGACCUUAACACCCACCACCCCGAGAAUCACCGCAACAACCCACACUUCCCACACUUCCCACCCCACCUAUCUCAAACUCAAUCCUAUUUCCAGACCUUCCCCUCUACGCGCCUUCCUCCCCCUCACAUCACGCGCCCCCACUCGCCGCUGCCCCUCCACCCCCGCAUGCCUCUUCACCGGCAUCGUGGAGGAAAUGGGCACGGUCAAGCAGCUGGGCAUCUCCCCACACGGCGGCGUCGACCUCAAAAUCGCGGCCUCCACCGUCCUCGAUGGCGUAAACCUCGGCGACAGCAUCGCCGUGAAUGGCACGUGCCUGACCGUUACAGAAUUCGACACCAAAGUCGCCGACUUCACGGUGGGCCUGUCGCCGGAGACGCUCCGGAAGACCUCCCUCUCGGAAUUGGAGCCUGGGUCGGCGGUGAACCUGGAGCGGGCGGUGACGCCGGCGAGCCGCAUGGGCGGGCACUUCGUGCAGGGUCACGUGGACGGCACGGGGGAGAUCGUGUCGAAGAUUCCAGAAGGAGAUUCGCUCUGGGUGAAGGUGAAAGCUGAUAAGGGGUUGUUGAAGUACAUUGUGCCUAAAGGGUUCAUUGCUGUGGAUGGGACUAGUUUGACUGUGGUCGAUGUGUUUGACCAUGAAGAGUGUUUCAAUUUCAUGUUGGUUGCUUACACUCAGCAGAAAGUGGUGAUUCCUCUGAAGAAUGUCGGAGAAAAAGUGAAUCUUGAGGUGGAUAUUCUCGGCAAGUAUGUUGAGAGGCUUCUCGCUAGUGGUUUUGCUUCUUCCUUUGCUGAUAAAUAAUAAUUCUCGAUCGUCACAUGCUUGAAAAUGUUGAUGGUUUUGCAUGAUGUUUUGCUUUAGUUCUUCAUAAGGUGGUCCUAAUAUGGCUAGGUUAAGAACUUAAUAACAGGAUCAGGCAUUGAACUGGAAUUAAAUGUAUAAUUUAAUUUGUAACAUUUUAUGUUCAUUACGGAAUUAAUUCGGUGGGUAAACGCUUGACUUUGUUGUUGAGCUUAUGUGGUGUGAGUUUCUUUAUUCUUGUAUGUCUGUUUGUCUUAUAAAUUUUGUCAAAUAAGUGGAAUGAAUGAUUUAUAGAA